AUGCCUGCCGAGCUCUACACCAACGCCCUCGGGCAGCAGGUCGCCAACAUCCAGCUCCUCCUUAUCAACCCCAACAGCACGACCGCCUUCACCGACGAGAUAGCAGACUAUCUCACACCUCGCCUGCCUGCCGAUGUUGGCGUCACCUUCUACACGCCUCCGGGAGACGCACCGAAGAGCAUAGAUGGCCCGACUGACGGUGUACUUUCAACUGCUGUCGUCUUGCGGGAUCUCCUGCAGAAGGGGACAGAUGGCGAGAGCGCGGGCGUGGACAAGGUCGAGAGAGGCUAUUCUGGAGUGAUCGUCUCUUGCUUCUCUGCACACCCGCUUGUCCCGGUUCUCAAGGAGAUAUUUGAUGGAAGGCCUCAAGCCCCGCCUGUAGUGGGCAUUCUGGAGUCGAGUGUUCUCGCAGCUCUCCAGCUCGGUCCUACUUUCGGCAUAGCUACCACCGGCCCUCAGUGGGAACCUGCGUUCGACGAAGCUGUGCGAUCACUAGGUAUCUCCUCCGGCCGCUACACCGGUACAAAAGGGACAGGCUUCAGCGCUAUCAGCCUCCACGGUGCUGGGCCAGCCGAUGCACUGUUGCAAGCGUCGGUAAACUUGGUAGCGAAGGGUGCGCGAGUGAUUAUUCUUGGGUGUGCAGGGAUGGCGCCUAUGAGAGCGUCUUUGGAGGCCGACCUGGCAACGAGGAGCGGUAGACACGUGCCGGUCAUUGAUGGUGUCCAGGCAGCUGUAGAUGCGGCCAUCGGAUAUGCCAGGAUGGGCAUCGGACGGACUUUCAAGCCUGCUUCGGAAUAG
This is a messenger RNA of Cryptococcus amylolentus CBS 6039, 798 nucleotides long. RefSeq lists its product as hypothetical. The transcript is spliced from 3 exons. The record is from RefSeq and is a predicted model, not a curated record. NCBI's taxonomy places the organism in Eukaryota, Fungi, Basidiomycota, Tremellomycetes, Tremellales, Cryptococcaceae. Bases 1 to 798 code for a protein of 265 amino acids.